Oncorhynchus kisutch (coho salmon) is the source of this 4138-nucleotide messenger RNA. Its product is annotated as methionine synthase-like. Gene Ontology annotation, cellular component: cytosol. Gene Ontology annotation, molecular function: zinc ion binding; cobalamin binding; methionine synthase activity. Gene Ontology annotation, biological process: tetrahydrofolate metabolic process; homocysteine metabolic process. NCBI's taxonomy places the organism in Eukaryota, Metazoa, Chordata, Actinopteri, Salmoniformes, Salmonidae. The record is from RefSeq and is a predicted model, not a curated record.
AGCGUGCAGCGUAGUUCUGCCUGCGUGGUUCCGUAGCGUGCAGCGUGGUGGGUCCACAGCGUGGUUCCGCAGCGUGCAGCGUGGUUCCGCAGCGUAGUUCCGCAGCGUGCAGCGUGGUUCCGCCUGCGUGGUUGUGCCGCUCCUCCACGCCAGACGGAGGAAAGUGAUUUAUGGACAUUGAGUUGACAAGCGGCCGCCGGCAGAGUCAGUGUUGGUUGCUCUCUUCAGGCACUUUUUGUUCCUUUGCAGUUAAAACAAGCAAAAGACGAAGAAGGAGAAUUACAACGCCAUGGCUCCUACAAUAUAUGAGAGUUCAACAACAAAAGGUAGUGGCCCUAGCAGACCUGCCCUAGAGGCUGAGCUCAGGGAGCUGUUGGGGAAGAGGAUCAUGAUACUAGAUGGAGGGAUGGGCACCAUGAUCCAGGAGAGGCGAUUGGAGGAGGAACACUUCAGGGGGGAGGAGUUUAAAGACCACACCCACAGCCUGAGGGGCAACAACGACCUGCUGAGCAUCACACAGAGUGAUGUCAUCUACAGUAUACACAAGGAAUACCUGCUGGCCGGGGCAGACAUCAUUGAGACCAACACUUUCAGUAGCACCUGUAUCGCCCAGGCCGACUACGGACUGGGACACUUGGCUUAUCGUAUGAACAAGGUGUCAGCAGAAAUAGCCAGGAAAGCAGCAGAUGACAUCACCAACCAGACAGGUUGUAAGAGAUACGUGGCAGGCGCCGUGGGCCCCACCAAUAAAACCCUGUCUGUGUCUCCCUCAGUGGAAAGACCAGACUUCAGGAACGUCACCUUUGAUGAGCUGGCUGAGGCUUACGCCGAGCAGGUCCGGGGUCUGUUGGAUGGAGGAGCGGAUAUUAUCAUGGUGGAGACCAUCUUUGACACGGCCAACGCCAAGGCAGCACUGUUUGCUAUCGACAAACUGUUUGAAGAGAGCUACGAACCCAGACCUAUAUUUAUAUCAGGCACCAUCGUGGACAGGAGUGGUCGAACUCUCUCAGGACAGACGGGAGAGGCCUUCGUCAUCAGUGUGUCCCAUGCCAAACCCCUCUGUAUUGGUCUUAACUGUGCCUUAGGAGCCACUGAGAUGAGGCCUUUUAUUCAGGCUAUUGGGAAAUGCACCACGGCUCAUGUCUUGUGCUACCCCAAUGCAGGUCUCCCCAAUACGUUCGGUGGAUACGAUGAGACCCCGGAGUUGACAGCCUCACAUUUAAAGGACUUUGCUACAGAUGGUCUGGUGAAUCUGGUUGGUGGAUGCUGUGGAACGACUCCUGCACACAUCAGGGCCAUUGCUGAGAAAGUGAAGCACUGCCAUCCCAGAGUGCCCCCUACUGACGUCUUUCAGGACUACAUGCUACUCGCAGGUCUGGAGCCAUUCAGGAUCGGUCCGUACACUAAUUUCGUCAACAUCGGCGAGCGGUGCAAUGUGGCUGGAUCAAGGAAGUUCGCCAAGCUGAUCAUGUCGGGAAACUACGAGGAGGCGUUGAGCAUAGCUAAGACCCAGGUGGAGAUGGGAGCCCAGGUGUUGGACAUCAACAUGGACGAGGGGAUGUUGGAGGGUCCUGCCGCCAUGGCCCGGUUCUGCUGUCUCAUAUCCUCCGAGCCUGACAUCGCCAGGGUACCUCUGUGUAUAGACUCGUCGAACUUCGAGGUGAUCAAGGCGGGGCUGAAGUGUUGUCAGGGGAAGUGUAUCGUGAACAGCAUCAGUCUGAAGGAAGGAGAAGAGGAGUUUCUCCAGAGGGCUACGACUGUCAGACGCUACGGGGCUGCCGUGGUGGUUAUGGCCUUCGACGAGGAGGGUCAGGCUACCGAGACAGAGCGCAAGGUCGACAUCUGCAGCAGAGCCUAUCGCCUCCUGGUAACUCAAGUGGGCUUUGACCCCAACGACAUCAUCUUUGACCCCAACAUCCUGACCAUCGGCACGGGCAUGGAGGAACACAGCGAGUACGCCAUCAACUUCAUCAGAGCCACCAGGCUCAUUAAGGAGUUGUUGCCUGGGGCCAGGAUCAGUGGAGGCCUGUCCAACCUGUCCUUCUCCUUCAGAGGCAUGGAGGUCAUCAGAGAGGCCAUGCAUGGAGCCUUCCUCUACCACGCUAUCAAGGACGGUAUGGACAUGGGCAUAGUGAACGCUGGCAGCCUGCCUGUCUAUGAUGAUAUCGACAAGGAGCUCCUGCUCAUGUGUGAGAACCUUAUCUGGAACAAAGACCCGGAGGCCACAGAGAAACUACUGCUGUACGCACAGAGCUGUGCCAAAGGAGGGAAGAAGGUGGUCCAGACGGAUGAGUGGCGAGAGGGAACAGUGGAGGAGAGGCUGGAGUAUGGGCUCAUCAAGGGUAUAGAUAAGUAUGUGGUAGAGGACACAGAGGAGGCGAGGUCCCAGGCUGAGCUCUAUCCGAGGCCCCUACACGUCAUCGAGGGGCCUUUGAUGAACGGCAUGAAGGUGGUGGGAGACCUGUUUGGAGCUGGGAAGAUGUUCCUACCUCAGGUGAUAAAAUCAGCACGUGUGAUGAAGAAGGCUGUCGCCCACCUGAUCCCCUUCAUGGAGAAGGAGAGAGAGGCCAUGCUACUGGCAUCAGGAUCAGUAGAGGAGAUUGACCCCUACCAGGGCACCAUAGUGUUGGCCACAGUGAAGGGAGACGUCCACGACAUCGGAAAGAACAUUGUAGGAGUGGUGCUGGGCUGCAACAACUUCAGAGUGAUCGAUCUGGGGGUCAUGAUUCCAUGCGACAGGAUAUUGAGGGAAGCCAUCGACUGCAAAGCAGACAUCAUCGGUCUGUCUGGCCUCAUCACGCCCUCACUGGAUGAGAUGAUCUACGUUGCCAAGGAGAUGGAGCGGCUUGGGAUGAAGACCCCACUGCUGAUCGGAGGGGCCACCACCUCCAAGACCCACACGGCAGUGAAGAUCGCUCCCCGUUACAGCUGUCCUGUGGUGCAUGUUCUGGAUGCUUCCAGGAGUGUGGUGGUGUGUUCCCAGCUGCUAGAUGAGAAUGUGAAGGAAGUUUUUGAGGAGACGACAGAGGAGUACGAAGACAUCAGACAGGACCACUAUGACCUCUCUAAAGUCUCUGUGUGUCUGUGUUCUCAGGAGAGGCGCUUCCUGUCUCUAGCCCAGGCCAGGGAGAAAGGACUCCAUGUGGAUUGGCUUUCUCAGGCCAAACCAGUGUGUCCUCAGUUCCUGGGUACCCGUGUGUUUGAGGGGUAUGACCUGCGGAGGCUGGUGGACUAUAUUGACUGGAAGCCUUUCUUUGACGUGUGGCAGCUGAGAGGGAAGUACCCUAACAGAGGGUACCCCAAGAUCUUCAAGGACAAAACCGUGGGUGAGGAGGCUCGGAGGGUGUUUGACGACGCCCAGCGGCUCCUCAACAGACUGAUAGAUAAUAAGGGUCUCUGGGGGCGUGGCCUGGUGGGCUUCUGGCCCGCCCAGAGUGUAGGAGACGACAUCCAGGUGUACGAACAUGACGUCACACCUCGCUCCUCCACGCCCCUCGCCACCUUCUACGGACUACGCCAACAGGCAGAGAAGGACAGUGCCAGCUCAGACCCCUACUACUGCCUGUCCGACUUCGUGGCCCCGAGGGCCAGCCGUGUGUCGGACUACAUGGGGAUGUUUGCUGUAGCUGUGUUCGGAGCGGAGGAGCUGAGCAAACAGUUUGAGACCCAGGGAGACGACUACAACAGUAUCAUGGUGAAGGCUCUGGCAGACCGCCUGGCUGAGGCGUUUGCCGAGGAGCUCCACGCCAGGGUGCGUAGGGAGCUGUGGGGCUACAGCAUGGAGGAGAACCUCCCGACUGAGGACAUGCACAGGAUCCGUUACGAGGGCAUCAGGCCAGCCGCAGGAUACCCCUCCCAGCCCGACCACACUGAGAAGACCGCCAUGUGGACACUGGGCGAGGUAGAGGAGAAGACGGGUAUCAAGUUGACUGAGUCUCUGGCCAUGACCCCAGCAGCUGCUGUCUCUGGGCUGUACUUCUCUCACCCUAAAGCUACCUACUUCGCUGUGGGAAAGGUCACCAGAGAACAGGUGGAGGACUAUGCUGGGAGGAAAGAGAUGCCAGUGUCUGAGGUGGAACGCUGGCUGGGGCCGAUCCUGGGCUACGACACUGACUGACAGUGAUACUUCAACCAAUCC